CAGUUAAGCAGCGCAGGUAUUUUACCUCUGACACAACUUGGUAUCAACGUUGCUAGUCCUCAGUUAUCUGGCAAGAAACAACAACAAGCUGUGACAUUGUCUUCAUCGCUAACACAACUGCAGCAACAACAAGCCAGACAACUCACUGCUGGUAAGUUUACCAAGAUCAACAUUUCUUCUAUAGCGCAAGUUUGCAUGUGAUUAUGAUCAAAUGCACUUUACAUCAAGUAUUAUGCUUGUCUAAUUACGUACUUGCCUAUAAACUAUUAUUAUCUUUAUAAUAAUUGUGAUAUUAUUUUCUUAUACCUAUGUUGUUUAUUUGGGUUCUCACCCUUCGUCCGUUUGACUUUCCAUAGCCCGUUUGACUUUCCAUAGCCCCUUACAUUAAAAUUUCCAAAACCAACUCCUUAAAAAGUAAUACUAAGUAAUAAAACCCUUUCACAUUCUAUGGCUUUUAUUUGCGCCAAAUUCCACGACUUUUCAUAGCCCUAAACAGUAACAAUAGAUUUCCCAAACUUUCCAGGCCCUGGAAAACACCUCAAUCAAUUUCCAAAACUUUCAAAAACUCGUACGAACCCUGCUCUCAAAUUCUCAAUCACGUUAUGAAAAAGUCCGCAGAGGUGGCACACUAAGAGGCCAACACCUGACCAUACCCCAGUCUGGUCGCGAAGGCUUGAUGCAUUUUGAGCGACUCAGAUUUAGGAUAAGUUUUGACAACAGUAUUAAUCUGAAUUAGUGGUACAUUAUAAUGUCGUUGCCGUAUUUUCCUGACCCUUCAUAUAACCAGGGGAGAGAAUGCAACCCUAGGUAUAAUAGCGAUAUUUUACAUUCAAUGUUGGGUUUGGACAUGGAAAACUUUUAGAACUUCUUCAAUCCCAGUAUUCGCAUUUUUAGAUGCUUCACUUAGGCACAAUUUUAUUUCGCUUCUUCAUAUUUUCUUAUGUCAAAAGAACCAUUUUGUAUUUCUGUUUCAACAAAUUCAUUCCGCGAAUUUAAUUCAAUUUCAAUUAAUAUUCAUUUCAAUUUAGCAUCAGUUAAUACGUCAACAGCAGUAACCAUGGUAACCAUUGGUAACACAGCAACGCCCAUAGCAACCAUGACGCCAGCUGGAAGUAGAUCUGCUUCAAUUGUCCCUCUUCAACAACCUAUUCAGGUAAAUAUAUCCAACUUACUGACGUUAUACAUAUGUUCGGGCUGAUCCAUGUCCUCCAUGCUUUUCUGCCCCUCGUCAUGUCCUGAACUGUCAGUUCCUUGAUAUGUAGGAGGCGUGCGAUUAUAAAGUCCUUUUUUCCCCUACCUUUGUUCAUGUGCAGGUCAUAAUGUCUCUGACUGACUCUAUUUCAUCUCUUCUUAUUACGUGUCCAUACUAUCUGCCUUCUUCUCUGCAACAUCUACCACCUCACAUCUUCUCGUCUCUUCACUACAUAAUGUCUCUGACUGGCUAUCUUUCAUCUCUUCUUAUUAUGUGUCCAUACUUUCUGAGCCUGCCUCCUUCUCUGCAAACAUCUACCACCUCACAUCUUCUCAUCUCUUCACUACAUAAUAGGGCCAUUUAUACGAGCGAAAAUAAGUCGCGGCCUAAAUAAGCCGCGGCUUAAAUAAGUCGCGAACGAUUCGUAUAAACAGUCAAUUUGCAAUAAGCCGCGGCUAAAAUAAGCCCAGGCUUGAAAGCUAGGCCUAAAUAAGCCGCGGCUUGUUGCAAAUUGACUGUUUAUACGAGUUGUUCGCGACUUAUUUAAGCCGCGGCUUAUUUAGGCCGCGACUUAUUUUCGCUCGUAUAAAUGGCCCUAAUGUCUCUAACUGACUCUCUUUCAUCUCUUCUUAUUACAUGUCCAUACUUUCUCAGCCUGCCUCCUUCUCUGCAACAUCUACCAUCUCACAUCUCUUCACUACAUAAUGUCUCUGACUGACUUUCUUUCAUCUCUUCUUAUUACGUAUCCAUAUUAUCUGCCUCCUUCUCUGAAACAUCUACCACCUCACAUCUUCUUAUCUCUUCACUACAUAAUGUCUCUGACUGGCCGUCUCUUAUUUCAUCCGGUUAUUACGUGUCCAUACCAUCAGCCUUUCUCCGUUCUCUACAAUGCUUAUCACAGCACAUCUUUUUCUUCUCUUCAUUCCUUAUUUAGUUUCUUCAGCGAAAUAUGUGGGAUCCAUCAACAAUCUGAUCUUGACUACCUUUGUACUAACACCACUUUCACGUUUAGGUUCGAAUGGUUCCGUUUCCACAGGGAGCGCAAACAGUACAAUCACGUCAAAUCACAUUACAGCCUCAAGUUAAUCCUACAAACAGCAACACUGGCAGAACACCAGGAAGACCCAACUUGAGACGCAGAUCAUCUCAUCAAUCGAACAGUUCACAAAAAUAA
Paramuricea clavata is the source of this 2366-nucleotide messenger RNA. The record is from the annotation of a GenBank genome assembly. NCBI's taxonomy places the organism in Eukaryota, Metazoa, Cnidaria, Anthozoa, Malacalcyonacea, Plexauridae.